AUGUUCACCAAAUCAUGGGCGUCGUUAGCAUUACUUUUGAUCGUACAGACAAUAGGAUUAGGUCUUUUUGCUAAAGGAUUCUUUCCAUACAAGACAAACUUGUCUGGAUUUGCUACUCUGAAUGACAUCCCCCCAUUGCCAGAACAUGGAAAUGCGACGCCAAAGCCAUCAUUUGAUAGACUCGUUUUUAUGCUGGUGGACGCAUUGAGGAGUGAUUUCGUGUUUGGUGAAAGUUCAGAGAUGAAAUUUGUCCAAAGCCUGAUCAUCAAUCGUCAUGCAAUUCCAUUUACUGCACUGGCCACAGCUCCCACUGUCACACUACCACGUAUCAAGGCGCUUACAACAGGCACCGUACCCAACUUUCUUGAUGCAAUAUUGAAUAUUGCCGAAUCAGACACUUCUACUUCGCUCGCGUAUCAAGACAACUGGCUUGUUCAAUUAAAGAAUUCGGCCAACAAGUCUAUAUCAUUUUUUGGUGACGACACUUGGAUAAAAUUGUUUCCUGGAUUAUUUGACAGAAUUGAUGGAACGACAUCAUUUUUUGUUUCGGAUACAGUUGAAGUCGAUUUGAACGUGACCAGAAAUGUCAUACCUCAGCUGACAAGAAAUGACUGGGACGUGUUAAUAUUUCACUACCUUGGUCUAGAUCAUGUUGGUCAUUUGAGUGGACCACGUAGUCCAUUAAUGACACCCAAACAGCAGGAAAUGGACAAUGUCGUCAAAGUCAUUUACGACACAAUUACAGAGCAAGAUAAAGAAAGGAAACGACUGAACCCUAAUGCCAAGCCCACGCUAUUUAUUCUUGGUGGAGAUCAUGGAAUGAACGAGGCAGGAAAUCACGGUGGCUCAUCCGCAGGGGAAAUUACAACCGCUCUCGUCUUUAUGAGUUCGGAAUACGGCUUUUUUAAAGCGGUACCUCAAACCUUUACAGUACCUCAUAAUGUACCGUACUUUCAAUAUUACCAAGUUGUAAAUCAAGUGGAUCUAGUUCCUACACUUUCUUAUUUAUUUGGGAUUCCAAUACCCAAGAACAGUCUCGGUAAAAUGCUGCUGGACGUUUUAAGUGAUCACGAUGUAUUCGAUCAGCUGCGAGCACUCCAACUGAACGCUCACCAGAUUGCAGGAAUUUUGACAUCAAACUGGGCUUCGUUUAAUAGACAUCCCGACGUGGUUGUAGUGACAGCAUUAGACUUUCACUUGCAUUGUCCUCGAGAAGAAGAAAAUGAUCAGGAUAGACUUCAGUGUUUAUAUAAAGUUGCUUAUUAUUACCAUGCAUUGGCUCUCAAGGGUGGAGACAAGAAUGCUGUCGAUCAAGCAAUUCGAUCUUAUCAGAUGUUUAUUAGCGAAGCAAGCUCUAUACUAUCGGCAACAUUCAGUGAAUAUAAUCUCGGCUCGAUGUCCAUGGGGAUAGGAUGCAUUCUAAUAACGGUCGUUUGUUUAACGAGCAUUGCAAUGGAUAGUUCAUAUGCUAUUUUCGGCAAAUCAAACAACCAGGAUAUUGGAGGUUGGAAGACCACUCAAAUUUUUUCAUGGAUUGGAAUCGUGCUUUUAGCAAUCGUCAUGUUUGCUAGCAGCUACGUUGAAGAGGAGCAUCAGUUUUGGUAUUUUUGGAUGCAGACAAUGUGGGUCAUAUGGUUGCAUGAUAGUCUCAAAAAUAAUAUAGAUAAGAAAUCGAUCAUCUUCUGUAUCGGUCAGAUGCUACUUGUACGUUUGAUACGUACAUGGAAUCAGACGGGUCAGAAAUACGCGGGUUUAAUAGACCUGAAAUAUUAUCUAAAUUCAUCGUAUGUCCAUACGAUGUGGUUUAUAGUUUUUAUAGUCGUAAUUGCACUCUUCUUAAUCACACUCGAGGAAAUAUGGAGUUUGGCAAAUGCCAAGUCUCGCAAGAUAUUGGUAAUGCUACAAUGUCUGGCUUCAUUGCUGGUUCUCCUGAUGACAGUAUUGGUAGUCGAAUAUAAGCUGGAUAUGGAUGGCGGCAGGGCUGUGAUGCCCGCGUUUUGUCAGCCAUUCUCGCGAUUUGCUGGUCAUUAUUUGAAACCGUUUGCGGUUGCAAGAUUUGUAUAUGCUGCAUUACUAUGUUUCGUGGGAGUUGCUGUAAUAACCGAUUUGGUUCAUAACAACAACGCGCAGAAAGGAGAACAAACUACAAUACCGAUGAUCCUAUUAUGUUCAGUAACAUAUCUUCUUAUACUUCUUGCCAAACCACAUAAUGUUAUACUUUUUGCACUAUUUGCGAUGCAAAUGAAGCUCUGGAUUUUAUGGCAACAAAAAAUAUCAUCCUCCGGUUCAUCGUUACCGAAAUUUGCUAAUCAUUUCACUCUCAUUGUGUUAGAGCACAUGUCAUUCUUUGCCCUCGGAAAUUCAAAUUCCUUAGCGUCAAUAGACAUCAGUCACGCCUACACAGGUGUCAACAGAUAUGAUGAAGCUACGGUUGGUCUUUUGACAUUCAUUGCAAACUGGGCUGGACCUAUUUGGUGGGCUUUUGCUGGGGUAGUGAUCCAUAACCGAGUAUUUAAUGUAGACAAAAUAGCCAAAGAAAAAGAUCCAAUUAGAAAUAAUUUAUUUGGGCGAACGUUGUUGGAGUACUUGUUUGAUUCGACAUUGUUUCAUGGCAUCGUAUUGUUAUCUCUAUCGAUUGCCGUAACCAUUUUAAAAACUCAUCUGUUCAUUUGGACGGUAUUUUCACCAAAGUAUCUGUAUCAGAUAAUAUGGAACAUGCUAUUCCAUUUUUUUGUGGAGGUGUGCGGAGGUGUAUUAGUCAAUAUGUUAUUAGUCAAAUAA
Messenger RNA from Paraglomus brasilianum, 2781 nucleotides. The record is from the annotation of a GenBank genome assembly. Lineage: Eukaryota; Fungi; Glomeromycota; Glomeromycetes; Paraglomerales; Paraglomeraceae.